GUCAUGGUAUUGCGAUACAUUGAUGGGAGCCAUGCUCUUCAAGAGCGUUUUUUUGAGUUUGUCCCCCUCUCGUCUUCAACGGCUGACUCGAUUGCCACUGCUAUUAUGGAGAGACUGAACAGUCUAUUCACCGAGGAAGAGAGGGGUAAACUCAUCGCGCAAGCAUAUGACGGGGCCAAUGUGAUGAGAGGAGAGAAGGCUGGUGUGCAGCAAAAAGUGCGAGAGCAUUACAAAAAUGCACAUUAUUUACAUUGCUAUGCACACCAGCUGAAUUUGAUCAUGCAGCAAGCCACUUCUCAGGUCCCAGCAGUGAGGGUUUUUUUCUCGGAUCUGAAUGGCAUUUCUAGCUUUUUUAGUCGGUCACACAAACGCACCACCAUCCUCGACCAGGUUGUUGCACGGAGGCUGCCAAGAGCAUCGGCCACAAGAUGGAACUUCAACAGCAGGGUCGUGAACACAGUCUAUGAGAACCUAGAUGACCUCAUAGAGUGUUUUGAAGCCAUCAGCACAGAUGGCUCAUUUGACUGCACCACAGUGAGGGAGGCAUCUGGCUACCUGAGGAUGCUGCAGGACGAUGACUUCAAGUUUUUCCUGCAUCUAUUUCAUCAAAUCAUGCCUCACGUUGACAUUAUGUACCAACAGCUGCAGAAGAAGGACAUUGAUGCAGUCUUCAUCAAACGUGCUCUGCAGAGCUUCACAAGCAGUGUUCAAGCCAUACGGGACCAGAGCUCAUCUCCAGAGCAGCAGCAAGUAGCAGCAGGAACUACAGGAAAAAGGAGGGCCUUGGGAGAGCAAAACAAGCAGAGGCUGUCUAAGGAGGUCUGUGACACCAUCUUGGGCCAUGCAAACGAGAGGUUCUCUUUCACAAGCCACCUUGUGAGUGCAACGCUGCUACAAGGAGACCUGUUUGAGCAGUACUGCCAUGUGUUCCCUGAUGAGGCUCUGAACACCACUGCCAAGGCAUACCCCAUGCUGAAUAAGGCGAAGCUCAAGACUGAACUGUCCCUUAUCUACGAGAGUCCAGAUUUCAAGGGCUGCAGUGGUGCAUUGGCACUCUACCAGGUUCUACAGAGGAACAACCUCCACGAGACCCUAUCUGAGACUGUGGCUCUGUUGAACAUCCUCAUAACCACUCCCAUGACAACUGCUGAAGCUGAGGUGUUUCUCGACCUUAAAGAGAAUCAAGACAUUCCUGCGAAACUCAAUGGGACAGGAUCGUCUCAAUGCUCUGGCCAUGCUUUCCAUGGAGAGGGAACUAGUCAGGAACAUGCCUGAUUUUAAUGAGAGGGUCAUUGAUCACUUUGCUGCUUUGAAAGAGAGACGAGCAAAAUUUCAAUACAAGUGAGAAAUGUUGUUUUAAUGUUGUUGUGUUGUUGCACUACUCAAAUGUUGAAUUGGAAAUAGCUGUAUUAAUUGCAUAUCAUUAGCCAAUUUUUUUGUUUGCUUGGUAAUGUACAUGUGUCUUAUGGGUAAAUUCUUGUUAAAUAGCACCCAAUGUUUUGAUUAUCACCUUGGAUCAUUCUUGUUUUAGGAAUACUGUAAAUAUUGCAAUGAGCAGGCUAGGCCACUAGUUUUUAUAUAUGCUGUCAUCAAGUUGUGUGAUGAGAACUGUAAAUAUUAUAAUUACUAGGCUAUGCUAACAU
Platichthys flesus (European flounder) is the source of this 1643-nucleotide messenger RNA. Its product is annotated as zinc finger MYM-type protein 1-like. NCBI's taxonomy places the organism in Eukaryota, Metazoa, Chordata, Actinopteri, Pleuronectiformes, Pleuronectidae. The record is from RefSeq and is a predicted model, not a curated record. The transcript is spliced from 3 exons. Bases 4 to 1275 code for a protein of 423 amino acids.